ACUAAUUAGUAAUCUGUGAAACUAAUUUUGCAAAUGUCAAAUGACAAUGAAUGAAGGAAAUGGAGAAAUAGAUGUCGAUGAUCUAAAAAAAUACUUUCAAUGUAAAACAUACCUAAUUAAGUGGUUUUUUAUUUACCAAAUAGUGUUAAAUUAAACACAACAAAGGAUCCCAGAGUCUUAAUAAAAUAUGUGAUUUCCAUUGACGCUUAAUUUCAUUGCUAAAAUGAAAUCAUUUAAGCUCAUUGUCCACCAGUCUAGUUUUAGUUCCGAGGACCUGAUUAUUAGCCUGAAAGACUACCCGGGCUUGAAGGAAAAGGAUAUAGUAGAGAUAUAUCACCCAGAAAAUGACUACCCUCGCCUACUUCUACAGGUCACUAAGGUGGAUGCUCCAGGAAGAGGAAGAGAUACAAUUAGUGUGGAGCAAAGCAUUGCUACCACAUUUCAACUGCGCACAUUUGCUGAUGUAUACGUUAAUAUUGUCAAUGUGCCCGAUGUUGCCCUUGAUUCUCUGGAGCUCACAUUUAAGGACCAGUACAUGGGAAGAUCAGAAAUGUGGAGGUUAAAAAACCAUUUGGUAAAUACAUGUGUGUAUCUCAAUAAAAAAAUUGAAUACUGUGGUGGUGCCAUAAGGUGUCAAGUGUACGAAAUGUGGUCACAGGGAGAUAGAGUGGCGUGUGGUGUGGUCACAGAGGAUACGAAAAUCGUAUUCAGGUCUUCUACUUCUAUGGUCUAUUUAUUCAUACAAAUGUCUUCUGAAAUGUGGGACUUCGAUAUUCAUGGAGACUUGUACUUUGAAAAGGCUGUUAAUGGGUUUUUAGCUGACUUGUUUGCAAAAUGGAAGAAAAAUGGCAGUAAUCAUGAAGUUACCAUUGUGCUGUUCUCAAGAACUUUCUACAAAGCUAAAACCCUUGAAGACUUUCCACAACAUAUGAGAGAAUGUUUGCAACAAGGAUACAGAGGGAGAUUUUAUGAGGACUUUUAUAGAGUUGCUGUACAGAAUGAGCGAUAUGAUGAUUGGUCCAAUGUGCUUCUACAAUUGCGAAGAUUGUUUACCGAUUAUCAGAAAAUCGUGUUACAAUAUCACGAGAGACCUAAUAUGGAGAUACCCACAGCAAUCAACUCGACAGCUGCACAGGGGAAUUUUUUGGAAGUACUCAAUAUGAGUUUGAAUGUAUUCGAAAAACAUUAUCUAGACAGAUGCUUUGACCGCACCGGUCAACUAAGCGUGGUCAUAACUCCCGGGGUGGGGGUCUUUGAAGUCGACAGAGAGCUGACUAAUGUCACCAAGCAGAGGAUCAUAGACAACGGCGUCGGCAGCGACUUAGUAUGCGUCGGCGAACAACCACUACACGCCGUCCCAUUAUUAAAGUUCCACAACAAAGACAAUAACCUCAAUUCUAUUGACGAUUACUCUAUGCCGCAUUGGAUAAAUUUAUCAUUCUACUCGACCAACAAAAAAGUGGCGUAUUCAAACUUUAUACCUAGAAUAAAGUUGCCGCCAAGAAAGAGUCAGGAGCCUCUUAAAAAAAUGUACGAAGAUGACCGUAAAGGGAAGCUGUUGAAAGAGGACGAAUAUAUGCAUAACUCUAUUUUCGACUUCGAUGCGUAUGACGCACAAGUAUUUCAAUUGCCACCCGCUCAUAGUACUUGUGUGCAAAAAGUGAGUCGUACAAAGAAGACGUCAGUAGCAGGUCUGGAAUGCAUGAGCAGAAGGAGUCCCCCGGUGCUGCAUCACAGGAAGAUGUCCGAUCCUGACAUACACCACAGUCUUGGCGAUAUUCUCACUGGAACUGGAAAGCUGAACGCGUUCGAUACGAACAGCGACUGCGUGGACAGCCCGCUGUCUAGCAAACGCCUGUCUCCGCGGAGCUCCGUGUCGGGACACAAGCCUGUCAUCCGCACCGGGCGUGCACUCAUCAACCCCUUCGAUCCCUCACACGUUACCGUCAAACUGACCAGUAAUAGAAGACGAUGGACUCACAUCUUCCCCAAAGGCCCCACUGGAGUUUUGAUCCAACAACAUCACUACCAGGCGAGGCCGGCGGGCGAAGCGAAUAGAGACAAGAAUGAAACCAACACCCAUCGGGAGACCACUAUCAAGGAAAACGGAUCCGCUUUGAAUAAUAACCAUUCCAUUUAUCAAGUGGACGGUAACGUAAUGGGUCGCAAGCGCAUGAUAAGUACGUCAGGCGCGCUCAGUGUACUGGGCACUGUGUUAAGCACCCCAUCCACUACUAACAACGCUUCUCUGGCGCUACUGUGGGGCGCAACGGGCGAACAGGAGUGGACGCCCGCCCUUACCACGGCGAACCGAGCCAUAGGUGUGGAUUGGAAGUCGCUGACUAUCCCGGCAUGUCUUCCCAUCACUACUGACUACUUCCCCGACAAGAGGUCACUACAGAACGACUACCUGGUGUCUGACUACAACCUUCUACCGGACGAUGUCAAUGCGGACUUUGCGAAGAACAGAGCUAUUUACAAAGACCCGUUGACUACUAUGGAAGUGUUCAAGGAAUUAGUGUCUCAGAGGCUCGCGCAGGGAUUCCAGCUAAUCGUAGGCGUGAAUGAGAACGAAGUGUUCGAAGCCCACUGUCCGUCCACUCCUGCGCCGCCGCCGUCGAAAGUGGCGCCGCAGUGUGGCAAGCCCAACACUGCAGCCAUCAAGAGAUACUUGCUGUCUAUUGGCAGAAUAUUUCAUAAAUUGACUCUGGUCGGCUCUACUAUUACCGUCACGAGAUAUAGACCGAGACACCCGUACCCUCCGUUCAACAUCCACUACCGCUACCGCUUCCACGCGCCCAACCACGACACCUACGAGGUCUCCUGGGUGUCCUUCACCACGGAGAAGCUGGAGAACUACAACUGGAACUACAUGGACCACUACAUCUGCACGAGGGGCGAUACUGACUUCCUACUCGUUGAGGCGCUGAAAUACUGGCGGUUCCGUACACUACUGCUGCCCCUGCCGUGCCCCGCCACGAAGCAAAUCCUGGAAGAUGAAAGCACGCACUGCGACAUCUACCCCGCGCACACGCGCCACGACCUCGACCAGCUCACUGACGGCUUUCUCAAAAUGGCCGAGUUAUACUUCAACAAGGUCAAACGUCCGAACAAGCAGAGGAUGGCGGGCGCGGCGUGCGGCGGCGACGCAGCGCUCACGCGCCGGCGACACUCCACUUCCAUCCUCUCUAGGAACGCCCAGGGAGGGGGCGGUGUUUCGAACUCUCCGUUCAGGGAGCGGGUGGGCAGCACUCGCCUGCCGGACCGCCCGCGGCUCCGGAUCGAAGCUGUGGCUGCUGCGAAGACGGUUCUUGAGAGGACACAGUCGCAGACUGGAGAAUGCGAUGACUUUUACGACGAUGGGGUUAUCGAACCAAAGCUAAAGGCGAACGCUACUCUCUCUGACAUCAUCGACCGCAUGCGCCACCCAACGCUGGGCGUGGGGUUCCUCCAGCAAACCGUCAGUUUGCCUUCACACACCUUCGUGUCCAUAUACGCGAUACAUUGGCUGCAGACUAAUAUGGAAGGGAUGACCUAUGAAAAGUCUUUGGCUAUUAUGGAGAAAUUACUGCAAGAAAAGAUGAUUUGUCACGCUUCAGGCGAUACCACCAAGCGUUACGUCGUCGGGUAUUACAUGUAUCAUAUAUUGCCUCAGAAAAAAGACAAAGAACUGACGGACUACGUGAAACCGCUCGGCGACCUACAAAGCUUCGAGAACGAAUGGAUGGAAGUAGAAGUAUUAGGUCCCAGGUCCCCCUUAAUAUCCAACGACACAGCGAGUGGUGCCAUCGACAUCUCUGGUUGUUGUCCGCUGAGUGACGACGUGGGCGUACCCGCCUUCCUUUGUGAUAACAUCGAGCCUAAUUAUAUGCAUUUACCAAGCGGUAGUGAUCUGCCGCUAUACAAGAACACGCACCUGGAUAUCGAUGUAAAUAACAAAAGCGACCGCAUCGAAUGGGGUCAUGCGCGUUACCAAGCGACAUUCCGGCCGGACCAGGCGUACGAGAUGUGCAUACAAUGGGCCAUCGCUAGCGGCAACAUUGUUGCCGAAUUGAUCUUCGGAUGGGCGCGCAAAGCGUCAAACUGCCGCCUGCAAAUGGUACCUAUUCCCGCGGACCCGCUCGCGUUGCCGUUCACGUUGAAAUCAGACCCGCUGCGAGGGCCUAUUUACGUGCCGCUCAACGAAGAACCCUUGCUGAGAAACAAGACUGCUUUGUUUGAAGGAUUCCCCGAGGAAACGUGGCCGGAGCGCCUGUUCCUCUUCCAAGAGGCGAUCGUAGGCCGUUUCGGCUUCAUCAAGUGCACGGUGGAGAGCACAUCGCACGCGGCGGAGAGCAUGGGCGACCACCUGUACGUGCACGUGACCGGGAACAUGUUCAUACUGAUCCCCACGGCCGUCAAGCCCGACCAGGCGCCUCGCAGACCGGCCGCUAAGUCGCUCAAAGUCAGCGGGUAUCCAGUGCAUCCGGACGCAGCUCCGAGCCCUCACGAGGGCAUCACUCGCAUCACGAGACACGUCAGUGGCAAGAAUAAGGACGACUACGACAACAGUCGCCGGAUGGGUUUCCUAUGGUCAUGGAAUCACAUGAUCUCUAAGAAGUGGAAAUGGUCUCAAUUCCCAGCAACUGGUGAUGAACCUUUCCAGAUGCGUAUGCUAAGAGACUUCAAACACUUCUGUGCUAAUCAUGAGCAAAGACUCAGCCAAUUCUGGGAUCAGUGUUGGGAGCUGAAGGAAGAGGCCCAAAGCAGGGUCGAUCCUUGUUAAAUAUUAUAAGAAAAAAUAUUUAUAUUAAAUGUUUUAUAGUAUUUA
Molecule: messenger RNA, 4810 nt
Organism: Plodia interpunctella (Indianmeal moth)
Lineage: Eukaryota; Metazoa; Arthropoda; Insecta; Lepidoptera; Pyralidae
Gene: Iml1
Product: Increased minichromosome loss 1
Exons: 27
Coding region: 224-4765 (1513 amino acids)
Biological process (GO): negative regulation of TORC1 signaling; cellular response to amino acid starvation; positive regulation of autophagy
Cellular component (GO): lysosomal membrane; GATOR1 complex
Molecular function (GO): GTPase activator activity
Source: RefSeq, a predicted model, not a curated record